AUGGCAGAUUUUUUAAAAUCAGCUCUUGGCUACUUUAGUGGGGGAACCCCAGGGCGAGAGGACAAUGAUUUCGUGGGUCAAAGUGUCGAGCUUGGUUCCCAAAAACUGCGUGUCAAGAGCGUAAUCGCUGAAGGAGGAUUUGCUUUUGUCUUUGUGGCCCAGGAUGUUGCCACAGGAAAAGAAUAUGCCUUAAAACGGCUGCUUGCAAAUGAUGAGGAAAAAAGCAACAUCAUCAUGGAAGAGAUCCGAUAUCUGAAAAAACUUUCUGGGCAUCCAAAUGUGAUCCAGUUCAUCUCAGCAGCAUCCAUUGGUAAAGAGGAGUCUGACCAUGGCCAGGCAGAAUACUUAAUUUGCACAGAACUCUGCACAGUAAACUAUCCUUUUUUUUCUUUCUCUUUUUACUUGUGUUUCUUUUUGCUCUCGUUUCUUUCAUUUUGCUCUCAUUUCUUAUUUUCCUCCUUUUGUUUCUUUCUUAUUUUUCUCCUUUUGUUUCUUUCUUAUUUUUCUCCUUUUGUUUCUUUCUUAUUUUUCUCCUUUUGUUUCUUUCUUAUUUUUCUCCUUUUGUUUCUUUCUUAUUUUUCUCCUUUUGUUUCUUUCUUAUUUUUCUCCUUUUUGUUUCUUUCUUAUUUUUCUCCUUUUGUUUUUUUUCUUAUUUUUCUCCUUUUUGUUUCUUUCUUAUUUUUUCUCCUUUUGUUUUUUUCUCUUAUUUUUUCUCCUUUUGUUUCUUUCUUAUUUUUCUCCUUUGUUUUCUUUCUUAUUUUUCUCCUUUUGUUUCUUUUUUUUUUUUUCUCUUUUUGUUCUUUUCUUAUUUUUCUCCUUUUGUUUUCUUUCUUUUUUUCUCCUUUUGUUUCUUUCUUAUAUUUUUCUCCUUUUGUUUCUUUCUUAUUUUUUCUUUUGUUUCUUUCUUAUUUUUCUCCUUUUGUUUUCUUUCUUAUUUUUCUCCUUUUUUUUUCUUUCUUAUUUUUCUCCUUUUGUUUCUUUCUUUUUUUCUCCUUUUGUUUCUUUCUUUAUUUUUCUCUUUUUGUUUCUUUCUUAUUUUUUCUCCUUUUGUUUCUUUUCUAUUUUUCUCCUUUUGUUUCUUUCUUAUUUUUCUCCUUUUGUUUCUUUCUUAUUUUUCUCCUUUUGUUUCUUUCUUAUUUUUCUCCUUUUGUUUCUUUCUUAUUUUUCUCCUUUUGUUUCUUUCUUAUUUUUCUCCUUUUGUUUCUUUCUUAUUUUUCUCCUUUUGUUUCUUUCUUAUUUUUCUCCUUUUGUUUCUUUCUUAUUUUUCUCCUUUUUGUUUCUUUCUUUAUUUUUCUCCUUUUUGUUUCUUUCUUAUUUUUUCCUUUUGUUUCUUUCUUAUUUUUUCUCCUUUUUUUUUCUUUUUAUUUUUUUCUCCUUUUUGUUUCUUUCUUAUUUUUCUCCUUUUUUUUUUCUUUCUUUAUUUUCUCCUUUUUGUUUCUUUUUAUUUUUCUCCUUUUGUUUCUUUCUUAUUUUUCUCCUUUUUUUUUUUUUCUUAUUUUUCUCCUUUUGUUUCUUUCUUAUUUUUCUUUUUUGUUUCUUUCUUAUUUUUCUCCUUUUUUGUUUUUCUUUUUUUCUCCUUUUGUUUCUUUCUUAUUUUUCUCCUUUUGUUUCUUUCUUAUUUUUCUCCUUUUUGUUUCUUUCUUAUUUUUCUCCUUUUGUUUUCUUUUUUUUUUUCUCCUUUUUUUGUUUUUUUUUUUUUUUUUUUUGUUUGUUUCCUUUUUUUUCCAUUUUUUUGUUUGUUUCCUUUUUUUCAUUUUUUUGUUUGUUUCCUUUUUUUUUUUUUUUUUUUUUUUUUUUUUUUCAUUUUUUUGUUUGUUUCCUUUUUUUUCAUUUUUUGUUUGUUUCCUUUUUUUCAUUUUUUUGUUUGUUUCCUUUUUUUCAUUUUUUUGUUUGUUUCCUUUUUUUCAUUUUUUUGUUUGUUUCCUUUUUUUUCAUUUUUUUGUUUGUUUCCUUUUUUUUUUUUUUUUUUUUCUUUUUUUUUUUUUUUUUUUUCUUUUUUUUUUUUUCAUUUUUUUUUUUUUUUUCCUUUUUUUUUUUCAUUUUUUUGUUUGUUUUCUUUUUUUCAUUUUUUUGUUUGUUUCCUUUUUUUUCAUUUUUUUUUUUGUUUCUUUCCUUUUCUUUUUUCAUUUUUUUUUUGUUUCUUUCCUUUUCUUUUUUUCAUUUUUUUUUUUGUUUCUUUCCUUUUCUUUUUUCAUUUUUUUUUUGUUUCUUUCCUUUUCCAGAUGUCUGAAUCACUUCAACAAGUUUUCUUUGUAA
Acanthosepion pharaonis is the source of this 2256-nucleotide messenger RNA. The record is from the annotation of a GenBank genome assembly. NCBI's taxonomy places the organism in Eukaryota, Metazoa, Mollusca, Cephalopoda, Sepiida, Sepiidae.